Molecule: messenger RNA, 687 nt
Organism: Myzus persicae (green peach aphid)
Lineage: Eukaryota; Metazoa; Arthropoda; Insecta; Hemiptera; Aphididae
Exons: 1
Source: RefSeq, a predicted model, not a curated record
AUGCAGCAAUUGUGGACCUGUGGUCUCACUUGGGAUGAUCCAGUCCCUCCUAAUAUUGCUUCACUGUGGGCCCGAUAUCAGUCCGAGCUGCAACUAGUUGAAAACAUCCUAAUUCCUCGUCGUGUUACCCAUGAUCAUGCUAGUUCACUACAACUUCAUGCCUUUUCCGACAGCUCUGAGAAGGGUUAUGCCGCGGCAGUAUAUCUUCGUGUGGAGACAGCCACAACCGUACAUUGUCAUCUCAUCACCGGCAAAUCAAAAGUAGCCCCUCUCAAGCGGUCCACCAUUCCCCGUCUGGAACUUUGUGGUGCCGUACUAGCUUCGAAGCUCCUUCGUUUUGUUGCUGAUGCUUAUAAAGAUCGUAUAACCAUUGAUGAACUACAUGCCUGGACUGACUCUACCACUGCUCUAGUUUGGAUAAGAUCGUCACCUCAUCGAUGGGCAACGUUUAUCGCGAACCGAACCAGUCUGAUACACGAUCUCAAUCCCCCUUCAAUCUGGCGUCACGUUCCCACGAAAGAGAAUCCAGUAGACUGCGCCUCACGGGGGCUUUUCCCUUCCGAACUUCUCAACCAUUCUCUAUGGUGGACGGGACCCUCUUUCUUACUCAAUCCUCCAGAGAAAUGGCCAAAAUUGUUGUUGACUGAACUGGAAGACUAUGAUGGGCCACCCUCUAACGAAACGCGA